GUGGCUCCAGGGCUGAGGAGGAGGGUAGGUCCUCCUGGCCUCCGGUGCUAGCCGCGUGAGUGGCCAGAAAGCUUCGGCGCCUCCUACCCCCCAACCCCGGCCCAGGAAGGGGGAGCGAGGGCAAACCCUGCGGGCUAUAAAGGAGCCUGGCCGCGCGGCUCGCCCAGGCUCGCCUCCGGCUCCGCCUUCUCCUCGAUCCUCUCGGAUCUCGGCUACACGGGCUGCGGCGGAACAUGGCGGCUUCCGCACCUCCAGCUUCUCAGGGCAAGUCCUCGGAAGCGGAGCUCGCUGUCGCCUUGGCGGACGUGCCCGAACUGUGCCACCUUCUGGAGAAUGACCCGUAUCUGAAGCCCUACGCCACGGACUUCCAGCGCAGGUAUAAGAAGUUUAGCCACAUUUUGAACAACUUUGGAGAGAAUGAAGGUGGUAUUGAUAAGUUUUCCAGAGGCUAUGAAUCAUUUGGCGUUCACAGAUGUGCUGAUGGUGGCUUGUAUUGCAAAGAAUGGGCCCCAGGAGCAGAAGGAGUUUUUCUUACUGGAGAGUUUAGUGGCUGGAACCCAUUUUCAUACCCUUAUAAAAAACUGGAUUAUGGAAAAUGGGAGCUGUAUAUCCCUCCAAAACAGAAUAAAUUUGUAAUCGUACCACAUGGAUCCAAAUUAAAGGUAGUUAUUACUAGUAAAAGUGGAGAGAUCUUGUAUCGUAUUUCACCAUGGGCAAAGUAUGUGGUUCGUGAAGGUACUAAUGUGAAUUACGAUUGGAUACACUGGGAUCCUGAACACCCAUACAAAUUUAAGCAUUCCAGACCCAAGAAGCCAAGAAGCCUGAGAAUUUAUGAAUCUCAUGUGGGAAUUUCUUCCCAUGAAGGAAAAAUAGCUUCUUAUAAACAUUUUACAUGUAAUGUACUACCAAGAAUCAAAGACCUUGGAUACAACUGCAUUCAAUUGAUGGCAGUCAUGGAGCAUGCUUAUUAUGCCAGUUUUGGGUACCAAGUCACAAGCUUUUUUGCAGCUUCAAGUCGCUAUGGAACUCCUGAAGACCUAAAAGAACUUGUUGACACAGCUCAUUCAAUGGGUAUCAUAGUCCUCUUAGAUGUGGUGCAUAGUCAUGCUUCCAAAAAUGCAGAAGAUGGAUUGAAUAUGUUUGAUGGGACCGAUUCCUGUUAUUUCCAUUCUGGACCUAGAGGGACUCAUGAGCUUUGGGAUAGUAGAUUGUUUGCUUACUCCAGGUCAGAGUUUUUCAGGUGAUUAUAAUGAAUAUUUUGGACUACAAGUAGAUGAAGAUGCCCUGGUUUAUCUCAUGUUGGCAAAUUAUUUGAUUCACACAUUGUAUCCAGAUUCCAUAACAAUAGCUGAGGAUGUGUCCGGAAUGCCAGCUCUGUGUUCUCCCAUUUCCCAGGGAGGGGGUGGUUUUGACUAUCGGUUAGCCAUGGCAAUUCCAGAUAAAUGGAUUCAGCUACUUAAAGAAUUUAAAGAUGAAGAUUGGAAUAUGGGCAAUAUAGUACAUACUCUCACAAAUAGACGCCACCUUGAAAAGUGCAUUGCUUAUGCAGAGAGCCAUGAUCAGGCACUGGUAGGUGAUAAGACAUUGGCAUUUUGGUUGAUGGAUGCUGAAAUGUAUACAAACAUGAGUGUUCUAGCUCCUUUUACUCCAGUUAUUGAUCGUGGAAUACAGCUUCAUAAAAUGAUUCGACUUAUUACUCAUGCUCUCGGUGGAGAAGGCUAUCUCAAUUUCAUGGGCAAUGAAUUUGGGCAUCCUGAAUGGUUAGACUUCCCAAGAAAAGGAAACAAUGAGAGUUACCACUAUGCCAGAAGGCAGUUUCAUUUAACUGAUGAUGACCUUCUUCGAUAUAAACACCUAAAUAACUUUGACAGGGAUAUGAAUAGAUUGGAAGAAAGAUAUGGUUGGCUAUCAGCUCCACAGGCCUAUGUGAGUGAAAAACAUGAAGGCAAUAAGGUCAUCACUUUUGAGAGAGCAAAUCUUCUUUUUAUUUUCAACUUUCAUCCAAGCAAGAGUUUCACUGAUUACCGAGUUGGAACAGCAUUGCCAGGAAAAUACAAAAUUGUGCUAGACUCAGAUGCAACAGAAUAUGGAGGACACCAGAGACUGGACCACAAUACGGAUUUCUUCUCUGAGCCUUUUGAGCAUAAUGGCCGUCACUAUUCUCUUUUGGUGUACAUUCCAAGCCGCGUGGCCCUCAUCCUUCAGAAUGUGGAUCUGCCAAACUGAAGAGAUCUGAUUUCAACUCCUCUACUUGCAGAUAUGUGUUUUCUUUGUGGUUCUUAUUGUCACAGAGUUUAUAAUAUGUAAGCUUUUCAAAAUACAGUUACCGAGCCAAAAUGUCAGAUUGAAAUUCAGUAUUAUAGACGCAACUAUAUCAAGCUUUUCUUUAAGAAGUACAGAGAGUGGUAUGUUUAAAAUUUGAGGAUCUGUAUUUUCAAGUCAUCCGAGCAGCUAGAAUUUUCAAAUAAAGUAUAAUGUAUGUCUUAAAAACAUUUUACUUUCCUAGGUAAGCAUUUAAUCCUUUUAAUUUCAAAUUUGAAUUAUAUAUGAUAUACAUUUAUUUCUGUUGAAUGUAUACAGCAUCUUUUAAGAUGGAUAGUUGGUGGCCUUAUGUGUAUCUACUUGUCUAAAUUAUGAGAUGCCAAGUUUGUUUCUCUGGGUUUCAUUCAAAUUGUGUUUUAAAAUAUUGUAAUAAAUAUAUAGCAGUAAUAAUAUAAAAUUAAGAAUUGUAUCAAAGGUAAUAUAAAGCCCAUGCCUGUGAACUUAUCUAUGCCUCACUUUGCAUUAAGUAUCUUAUGAUCUGUUCACAUACUAUUUUGUUUUCUGAAGACUUGGAAUGGUAAUUGUAGCAUAUCAGAAAAUGUCUUUUUCUUUCAGUCAAUUAAAAAACUUGCAAAAUUG
Messenger RNA from Heterocephalus glaber (naked mole-rat), 2901 nucleotides. NCBI's taxonomy places the organism in Eukaryota, Metazoa, Chordata, Mammalia, Rodentia, Bathyergidae. The record is from RefSeq and is a predicted model, not a curated record.